Messenger RNA from Rubroshorea leprosula, 615 nucleotides. The record is from the annotation of a GenBank genome assembly. NCBI's taxonomy places the organism in Eukaryota, Viridiplantae, Streptophyta, Magnoliopsida, Malvales, Dipterocarpaceae.
GAGACCAUGCCACUGUGGACUAAUAGAGUACCUAGUGAACUGCAUCAAAUUACUUGGAAGGACCAAGUAGCCAAAUCCUAAGCCCCGGGGAGCUUUAGAAGAUGAAGAAUAAAAAAAAGUACGUACUUGCUAGAAAUGCCAGCUCUUUCAAAGAUAAAGUCCACGUUAGAUGUAACCUUGGUAUCGCAGAACCUCCAGCAAAGUCUAAAGAAGGAGAAGCUGUGGUGAUUCUGGUGAAGGAGGUGCUGAAGAGUUAGAGAGGCAUGUUACUAUAUGUUGCAAAGAAAAUGACAACCAAAGCACAAAUGCUGUAAAGAAUAGGUCCAAAGUGCGAAGUAUGUAUUAAGAUAUCUGUUUUGUUUAGAUUUGAUUUUGAAGCUUUGAGUGUUACCGCUGAAGUUGUUGCAUUCAAACUUGCAAAAAUGAUGAAAAUGAGUCUGCAAUGAAAAUGUCAGCAAGAAGGAAGCCAGUUAGCUGCAUUGUUUUGCUCUUUUGAUGACAGAAAACAGAGAAACCAUUAAACAUGGUAGAGGAGACUGUGAAGAACGCAAUAAAACAGCAAUCCAUGAAAAUGGUAAAGCAAGAGAUGUGAUGCAAUAGAAUUUUUGAAAGCAG